CGAGCCGCUGAUCAGGGAAGAGGCAGAUGAUAUGGCAGCUUUGUGAGCGACCAGGUGGAACUUGCAUUGUUAAGACGGUUAAACGUCGGAAUAUGAAAACAUUUUAACGCGGAAACAGGGACACUGCUCGAAAUGAUUUACUUGAUAGUCAUUUCCGCAUUAUCUGGAGCACUCUUUACAUUGGUAUUACAGUUCUUACUGCUUUACCGGAGAAGCCCCGAGCCUAUAGCCAGGACAGUGCAAUAUGUCAAAGCAGUGCCUGAUCCCGCAUUGAAGGAUUACUUUAAUAACCAACAUGCAGAAUCAGGCCAGCAGCAGCAAGACAACACAUCAUCCGCUGCACCCAAACAGCAAGAGGCCAUCACUCCCAGGCAUCAGGAAGCGGCUGCCACCAGCAGUAGCCCCAAACAACAACCGCCACCGCCUUGUCAAAGUGAGCCCCUCCACACCUCCAAACCGGAGACGUGCAAUUUUCUAAAUGCUAUCUUUUUGUUCCUAUUCAGAGAACUCCGCGACACUCCCGUCGUUAGGCACUGGCUGACCAAAAAGUUCAAGGUGGAGUUCGAGGAGCUAUUACAAACCAAGACAGCUGGUCGGCUGUUGGAGGGACUCAGUCUCAGGGAUAUCUCCCUUGGUAAUUCUUUGCCCGUGUUUAAAACGGCUAAACUUAUGAAGCCAGUGAGUUUAAAUGAAGACGGCAUGCCCGAGGAACUCAAUUUCGAGGUGGACCUUGAAUAUAAUGGCGGGUUCCAUCUAGCAAUUGAUGUAGACCUCGUUUUUGGGAAGUCAGCAUACCUGUUCGUAAAAAUGACGCGUGUGGUUGGAAGACUGAAGCUGCAGUUCACUCGCAUGCCUUUUACGCACUGGUCCUUCGCGUUCCUUGAGGACCCACUGAUAGACUUCGAGGUGAAGUCACAGUUCGAGGGAAGGCCCUUGCCCCAGCUCACCUCAAUCAUUGUCAACCAGCUGAAAAGAAUCAUCAAGAAGAAACACACCUUGCCAAAUUACAAAAUCAGAUACAAACCCUUUUUCCCUUUCCAAGUGCAACCUCCUAUUGGGUCUUCCGCCUGUGACUUGGACCUCUCCGUUCAGGACUCAGGAUUGGUGGAGGGCCGGCUUAGGGUCACCCUUGUUGAAUGUAGCAGGCUUUUUAUCCUUGGCUCGUACGACAGAGAGACCUACGUGCACUGCACCUUUGAGCUGAGCAGCCACGAGUGGAAAGAGAAAACACGCAGCUCCAUCAAAACGACAGAGGUGAUCAAAGGACCCUUUGGCAAUGUGGGUAUGACGUUCAGGCACGUCCCUGCCUGUGAGGGUGACGCAGUCCAUGUCAGCAUCGAGACGGUCACUCCCAACUCUCCUGCUGCCCUGGCAGACCUGCAGAGGGGCGAUCGACUCAUCGCCAUUGGAGGUGUCAAAGUGACAUCCUCUGUCCAAGUGCCCAAACUGCUGAAGCAGGCGGGGGACAGGGUGCUGGUCCUGUACGAGAGGCCUGUGCGUCACCAGAGUCCCACCGUGGGCCUGGGAGCCCUCCAGGAGGGGCUGGGCCAGCUAGAGGAGCCCAGCUUCAUCCCUCCGCCGGGGGGCUAUGAGGAGGACCCGGCCCCCAUCACCACACUCGCUGACAUAGCCGACAGCAAAGACAUGGACUGUGAGUUUGAAGACUUGACUGUGGACCCCAAGCCUAACCCCCUUAGCAGUAGCGCUGAGUCCAAGGAGGAUUUCCUGUCCGUAAACCAAAGUCCCAAAAGGACUGUGACCAAUCUGGCCUCAAAACCCCUCGGCAGCAUAUCGCCCAUCCUCAACCGCAAAAUGAACCUGGCAGGGCUUCAGUCGCCGGCCAGAUCCCCACCCACACCGAAGCCCUCGCCACACAAGAGCAUUGAGCCUGGAGAGGGGCCACAGCGCCCCACCGGCCCCCCUCCACCCCCACCCACUCGCCCGCCGGUGCCUCCUAGACCCCACAUUAAAUUAACGUCCGCCUCUUCUGAAACCCAAAGUCUGCUGGAGGGGAGUGAAGCUACCAACGGGGCUGAGAGAACUCCAGAAAAGACUCAAACACACUCCACUGGAAGCAAUGGUGACAAAGGCAGUGUUUUGACGACUCCUGUGAAACAGCCCGAACCAAAGCCAGCAGUCAAAUCACCCGAACCCUGCGAAGAGCCGCCAGCGCCCCCCUCCACUCCCAGCAAGCAGGACCUGGCCAAAGACAAGGUUUCUGAGAGCUCCAUCAACACCCGAGACAGCAUGGAAGAUCACUCAAUGUGGGAGUCCUCAGAGAUGAUGUUCCGCAACCGGACGGCCCACUGGGGCCAUGCCUCUGUGGUGUUAGAGGUGGAAAGCAACCAUAAGUACCUUAACGUGGCACUGUGGUGCAAAGACCCCUUCAAGCUGGGCAGCCUUCUGUGUCUGGGCCACGUCAGCCUGACACUGGAGCACGUGGCCCUGGAGUGUCUGUCCACGUCCUCAUCUGAGUACCAGAGCACCUUCAGGCUGGAAGCCCCAGAGCCCAGGGCCAGCGUCAGCCGCACCGCCCUGCGCAGCCUCAGCACCCACAAGGGCUUCAACGAGAAGCUGUGCUACGGAGACAUCAUCCUCAACUUCAGCUACCUGGCUGAUGGAGAGUCAGAGACGUGCGGCGGGCUGGCGGAGCGGGAGAAGAAGGCCAGCAUGCCGGACGAGGAGCUGAGGGAGAGGGAGAGGGAGCAGCCUUCCUCUAUUCCCAGUGAUGACCUGGCCUACAGCACCAUGCAGCUGGUGGAGGUGCGCCACAACUUCCAGGACACCCAGUUCCAGAACCCCACCUGGUGCGAGUACUGCAAGAAGAAGGUGUGGACCAAGGCCGCCUCCCAGUGCAUGAUCUGUUCCUACGUCUGCCACAAGAAGUGCCAGGAGAAGUGCCUGGCCGAGCACCCUCUCUGCGUGGCCGCCACAGACCGACGCAGUGCCGACCCGGAGGCGAAGUCCACCAUCAACCGCGCCACCACAGGCCUCAGCCGCCACAUCAUCAACACCGGCUCCCGUCUGCUCAACCUGCGCCAGGUGCCCAAGAGCCGGCUGGCAGAGCAAGCGGCUGACGUUGUGCCUGACGUGGUGCACACCCCCGACAUCUCAGACAACGAGAGCAGCGAUACAGAAACCUAUGCUGGGGCCAGCCCCUCCAAGCAUGCAGCCGGCGUCACCACCAAGCUGGUAAGGAGGGAGGGAGGACUUGAUGACAGUGUAUUCAUCGCGGUGAAGGAGAUCGGCCGGGACCUGUACCGGGGCCUUCCCACCGACGAGCGCUCGCAGAAACUGGAGCUGAUGUUGGACAAGCUGCAGCAGGAGAUCGACCAGGAGCUGGAGCACAACAACGCCCUGAUGCAGGAGGAGAGGGAGACUGGGGACGCCCGGAGGAAGGCUCUGAUCACGGCUGCCCUGGCCAAGUCUGGGGAGAGGCUCCAGGCUCUCACCCUGCUCAUGAUCCACUACCGGGCAGGCAUCGAGGACCUGGAGUCUGUGGAUAGUGCCGGCACCUCCCCCUCGGAGCCACAUGGCCUCCAGGCCAAGGGCGGGGCCUUGGAGGAGGCAAUACUGGGGACAGAGGUUUAUGACAGUGACAUAUGCAGCCCAGUGGAGGCUCAGCUGCUGGAUGACAUCACAGAGGAGCAGAUUUGUGUGGAGGCGCUCCACUAGAGAGGAUGAGGCAUGGGCUUGAGACUUACAACAAAAUCAUUGGAAUCUUUUUCUUUGGGGGUGGUGGGGUUUAGGUUACCAUCUGAAGAUUAUCUGAAGUGGUCUGGUGAGGGUGCAGUUGUUGUUUUGUAAACCAAUCGGUCAUGCGAUUCAUUCUUUUUCUUUUUUUUUUCUAGUUUUCUUAGUCAUACUUUUAAAGGGAAGCUGGAAAGCUAGAUUGUGACCUGCUUCAAUUGGCAUUAAGAACAGUCUCCCAAGUCAAUCUGUAAGUGCUUGGAUUCAAUAAAAGUUGAAAACAUACUGUACAUUAA
Molecule: messenger RNA, 3986 nt
Organism: Oncorhynchus nerka (sockeye salmon)
Lineage: Eukaryota; Metazoa; Chordata; Actinopteri; Salmoniformes; Salmonidae
Product: PDZ domain-containing protein 8-like
Exons: 5
Coding region: 133-3675 (1180 amino acids)
Biological process (GO): mitochondrial calcium ion homeostasis
Cellular component (GO): mitochondria-associated endoplasmic reticulum membrane contact site
Molecular function (GO): protein binding; lipid binding
Source: RefSeq, a predicted model, not a curated record